CGAAUUUUCUUUAAUAGUCCCACUUCUAAUUAAUCUAUAAAUAGGGGAGAAGAAGCUGGAGAACAAUCAGAAGAAAGAAGAGUAAGAGAAAAAUAAUGGAAAGUGUUAUGAAACCAAUUCGAAUAAUGAAAAAUGAUAGAGAGGAAGAAGAUGGUGGAGAACCAUUGAGUCCGAUGUCGCGGCUAUUUCACAAGCCUGAUUCCAACGUUUACAUCAUUGCCAUGUUAGGGUUCGCUGCGCCGAUCAACCCAGAGGUUGUCAAACACCACUUUGCUCACACAUUCGCUAAGCACCCUCGUUUCUCUAGUUUGCAGGUUGUGGACGAGAAACAUGGUGGGGAGUUGAGACGGGUUAAAACAGAAGUAAACAUAGACAACCAUGUAAUAAUUCCAAGGCUCGAUCCAAACAUGGACUCUCCGGACAAGUUUGUCGAAGAUUAUGUCUCUAACCUCAGCAAAACCACAAUCAGUAUGUCCAUCCCUUUGUGGGAUUUUCAUGUCCUGGAAGUGAAAACCUCUGAAGCCGAAGCCACCGCGGUUUUACGAGUUCACCAUUCCAUUGGUGAUGGCAUAUCUCUCAUGUCUCUUUUGCUUUCUUGUUCUCGUCAAGUAUCGGACCCUGAAUCGCUUCCGACCAUUCCGACUGCACGAAAAUCAAAUCGGAGCAAGAAAAAUAACGAGUCUUUAUUAGGGUUUCUGCGUUUCUUGUUGAUCAAGCUAGGGUUGCUAGUGCUUCUGUGUUGGAAUACUGGUGUGGAUGUGGUGAUGUUUGUGUUAACCUUUUUUUUCUUGAAUGAUACUGAAAACCCACUUAAAGCUCAAAAGCUUGGACCUUCUGCUAGGAGAUUUGUUCACACAACAUUAUCUUUUGAUGAUGUAAAGUUGGUCAAGAAUGCCAUGGCUGUAACUGUGAAUGAUGUGUUGGUAGGAGUUACACAAGCUGCUUUGUCUCGUUAUCUCAACAGAAAGUAUGGUAUGUGUAGGGAUGAAAAUGACGAUGGAAGUAGAGUAAAAAACAAUUUGCCGAAAAAUAUUCGUUUCAGAGCAUCUUAUGUUGUGAACACACGUCCGUUUUCAAAAAUCCAAACUUUUGAAGAUAUGAUUAAAGAAGGGUCAAAAGCGAAGUGGGGAAACCAUAUAUCUUCUAUACUAUUCCCUUUCACCAUUGCACUGCGAGAUGAUCCGUUAGAUUACGUACGUGAUGCUAAGCUUCAUUCCGAUCGAAAGAAAGCCUCUCUGGAAGCUAAAUGCACUUAUUUCAUGGCUAGGCUUCUUCUCAAAUUUUACCCCACCAUGUGAAUGACAAUGUGCAUGCUAUCCUCAUCAUGAGAACAAAAUGAACAAGCCAAAUUAUCAAAAGAAAUAAUACCUCUGCUGGCAAAAACAAUGAUAGAGGAUAUUCUAUUCCGUGCCAAUAGCCAUAAAUAGAAGAGGAUCCUUGAAGGAAGCUUGAAUUUCUAAAAGAAAGAGCAAACAACUUCAUCAGCAAUUCGGCGAUGACCUGCUGCUUGAAUACGACGAGUUGCUGGUGCUGAUUGACUUCGACGAGCUACUGCUGGUGUUUGAAGGUUACGAGCUGCAGCAGAAAACUAAUUUGACCUGCUGUGUGAUGAAGAACUGAAGCGAGAGAAGAAGGACUAGGAUGGCGCACUGAGUUGCUAGGUGAACCCGUAGUAACCAGCGAUUGCACCAAAAUUCUAAAAAAUGCUGGUCUAAAAUUAUUCUUUUGAUACCAGCAAAAAAAGAUCAUGCUAAUUAA
Messenger RNA from Mercurialis annua (annual mercury), 1758 nucleotides. Its product is annotated as wax ester synthase/diacylglycerol acyltransferase 4-like. Gene Ontology annotation, molecular function: diacylglycerol O-acyltransferase activity; long-chain-alcohol O-fatty-acyltransferase activity. The record is from RefSeq and is a predicted model, not a curated record. NCBI's taxonomy places the organism in Eukaryota, Viridiplantae, Streptophyta, Magnoliopsida, Malpighiales, Euphorbiaceae. The transcript is spliced from 6 exons. Gene Ontology annotation, biological process: triglyceride biosynthetic process. Gene Ontology annotation, cellular component: plasma membrane. The coding region runs from base 96 to 1298 and encodes 400 amino acids.